AUGACACUUCCCAGACAUUUUUGCGAAACGCUAAGAGAAUACCUGGGGAAAUGCCUGGCCACACCUCUCCAGUCCAUUAAUCUGCGCACAUUAACAGGAACUGAUAGAGACUACGUCCUCACGGCGGUGAAGCAGCUCGGCGCACGCACUGCGCGCAGUUACCGUGCCAUUGCUAGUGAGAUUCGCGAGGGAGGUUUGGACCGGGAAACCGACGCCCGGCUGUCACCGCUGGAGCACAUGUGUCGGAGGGAGUUUGAGUGCUGUCUGGAGUUAAGCGAGGUGGCGUCUGUCUACCAGCGCAAUCUAGAGUGUGGCGAGAUAUCUAAGGCAAACACACUUAGGUCAAACGAAAUUGGCGAUGAGGCACGCGUCGAAAGCAUUAUGAAGGGUGGCGAGCACGGCACUGGCGAUAGUGGUGGCGCGAGCGCAUCGACAGAGCGUUUUAUUGACGUCCUAGAGAAGCUUCGGCCUCACGACAAUCUGUUUGACAUCGUUGUCAAUGAACUAUGGAUUCGUUCACCGCGCCUCAACAGCUGGCUCUCGUGUUUUUGUAGACGACGUGUCUCCUGGCGUAUCAUCCACGAGCAUAUUCUUCACCUACUUGAACCAAACCGUUACUCAUCCAUUAUUCGACAAGACCAUGACGUUAGUAGUAUUCUGAAGCACACCGGCAGAGUUGUUGUGGAGCAAUACGAACGAAGCAUUCAAUCCACUCAUGGUGGAUCCAUAGCGAUUCAUGUGGAGGAGCAGCCCGAACUCUUCACACGCCUCCCGAGUGGACGACUAGCGACCUCAAGUGACCUCGAUUAUUUUGUAUGCCCUUCGGCCUCCGUGGCACCUGCGCCACCGUCGGAUGUAAUUUACUCGGUUGAGAGGCAUUUGGAAUACGUCUUUAGAGAGCUCAUGAAGAAUGCUUGCGCGGCGACGCACUCACGAACAAAGGAGAUUGAGCUGCAUGUGGGCUUUGCCUCAGAUGACACACAUGUUGUGGUGGAUGUGAGGGAUGCCGCGGGGGGUAUUAGUGCCGAUGAUGUGGAGAAGCUUUGGUUCUUUGGCUGGACGACAAACUCCUCAUUUGACCGUUACAUGGGCGGCUUUGGCGUCGGCCUGCCCGUUUCCAAGUGUUACAUGGACCUCUGGGGUGGAAGGAUGGAUCUGUAUACGACUGAAGGUAUUGGAACUACCGUUCGCGUUGUAUUCCCCAAGGCUCCCACGGAGGUGUUCCGGCCAAAGAAGCCACCACCCACGUCUGCGUAG
Messenger RNA from Trypanosoma rangeli, 1257 nucleotides. Its product is annotated as transferase. Lineage: Eukaryota; Euglenozoa; Kinetoplastea; Trypanosomatida; Trypanosomatidae. Gene Ontology annotation, cellular component: mitochondrion. Gene Ontology annotation, molecular function: pyruvate dehydrogenase (acetyl-transferring) kinase activity. Gene Ontology annotation, biological process: protein phosphorylation; regulation of glucose metabolic process. The coding region runs from base 1 to 1257 and encodes 418 amino acids. The transcript has a single exon. The record is from RefSeq and is a predicted model, not a curated record.